ACUGGUUGUGAUAGUGUGUAAUCAUUCAUUGUCUCACAACAUUUGCAUCUUUCUUCUUUCUAGGCACUCUGAAGUACCCCUACAGUUCCAGUGUGACGGAAAGGACGCACAGAGGUGUGCUGCAGGACGUGAAAGCGGCUGUGAUGACAGGCACCACGAAGCACGGCAUGUACGGACCGAGCCCCAUUGCAAGACUUCAAGGUUUUGAUUUGGUUUGGGGCAUAGUGCCCGAUUACAUGCAUUGUGUACUUGAAGGUGUUGCGAAACAACUGACAGAGUUGUGGUUUACAAGCACAGGCGCACCUUUUUACAUCGGAAACCAGAUGGCUGCUGUAGACCGUAGACUGGCAAUGAUCCGUCCCCCAAAUCUUUUCGCUAGAGCCACACGAUCGGUUAGAGAAAGAGCUCUAUGGAAGGCCAAAGAGUGGAGGUACUGGAUGGUGUACUAUGCUAUGCCUUGCCUUCAUAGCAUACUGCCACACCACUACCUUGCACACUUCACACAUUUGUGUCAGGCAGUGUUUCUGCUGUUACAGAAAAGCGUCCACAGGGAUGACAUCCAAGCUGCUGAAGGGCUUUUGGCACGUUUUCUCCAACAAGUGUCUGCCCUUUAUGGUCAAGGUGCAGAAACCUCUAACAUGCAUCUACUUAUGCAUUUGCCCAAAAGUGUUAUGCAGCUUGGCCCUCUGUGGGCUUCAUCCAUGUUCCCAUUCGAAAGUGCAAAUGGGGCACUUCUGCGCCUUGUAACCGCUGCUAAAGGCGUUCCUCUUCAGGUUGCUGAGAGGUGGGCUAUGAAGCACGCACUGGCACGAUUUGGUGAAAUGACCAAUCUCCCAGCUAACUUUGACCAACUUUUUCGCAUGUUUCUCAACAUUCAGAAUGAUUCCGAGGACGGUGUCCUGGGCGUUCCGCAGGAAGUGUCGUUAACAGCUGCUGUGCAUAGCCUUCUUGAAUGCCAUUUUGGCCAGGUACCUACUCUUGAAAGACAUCUAAGAACAAGAGUAGUGGGGUUCGAAAUCCACAGUCGUGAGUACACGCGCCCUAAGAAGACAUGCACACAAUUUGUAAAAAUGCGAGAUGGUACGUAUUGUGAAAUUCAGGCUAUCUACAAGACUGUAAGGACUGGUGAAAUUUUUUUAGUCUGUAAGAGCCUGAUUCUUGAAGAUUUUGGAACUGGUAGCGUGAAGUACCUAUAUAAGUGUAUUGUGCCCCCUAAUGAGGAGAAUUUAGUUCUCUUCUCCUCUGACCAGAUUGAGUGCAUCUGUGUUUUCAUUGAACUUGAAGAUGAAUCUUAUUUGUGCGACAUGCCCAACUUUUAUGAGAAAGAAUAAUUUUGGGGGAAAGGGGGAAGGGCUUGGAAUUCAUUUGUGCUUGCUACUGUAAAGGCUGGAAGCCUCGGAGGGACAGCCGGCAUUUCACUGAGACUUGGCUUCAUCACAAGCCGUGCCCGUGCCACACGGGCAACUCUAACGCCAUUUACAACGAAUGACAUUUGAGCGGACGGCCAAUCAGCGCGCGAC
Molecule: messenger RNA, 1520 nt
Organism: Ixodes scapularis (black-legged tick)
Lineage: Eukaryota; Metazoa; Arthropoda; Arachnida; Ixodida; Ixodidae
Exons: 1
Coding region: 144-1331 (395 amino acids)
Source: RefSeq, a predicted model, not a curated record